AUGACAGAUCGUGAAGAAAAUGAUAGACAUGGAGGGACCUCAGACAUUUUUACCAAUAACCAUGAUCUUAUUGGAGUAGAGGGUAUAAUUAGAUCUCAAAAGAACGAAAUUGAAAAAAAGAAGCUUGAAUUGAGAAUCGAAAAUGAGAAGUACUUUAGAUAACACCCUGAGAUUAGAGGUCUUAUAACGUUAUUUGUGAGAAAGAUUUUAGAUGAUAGACCAGACAAUAUACUAGAGUAUGCUGGUACUUUCUUUGAUAGAGCCGAGCUGAGGGACGUAGUUGAGUAGGCAAUCGAAUAGGAGAGAAGAGAGGCCGAGAGAAACGAGUUAUUGAACAAUUUGAUUAAGGGUAAAACGCUCAUUCAAUGA
Molecule: messenger RNA, 369 nt
Organism: Stylonychia lemnae
Lineage: Eukaryota; Ciliophora; Spirotrichea; Sporadotrichida; Oxytrichidae
Source: the annotation of a GenBank genome assembly